UGCAUCCCCUCUUUUCUCACCCAUUUCUGCUCUCUUGCCUAACUCCCUCCGCCCUGGUCCACCCUAAUCAAUAAGCAGAAAACUUGAAAUCAACCCUUCUCUCCUUGCAACCAUAUAAAGAUACAUGAUAGCUUACGCUAAAGACCUGCAUGAGCAAAUAUAUUUAAUCAGAGAAAAGAAAAAGAGUGAAAAUGGAGGAUAUGCCACCAGGGUUUCGGUUCUAUCCAACUGAAGAAGAGUUGGUUUCGUUUUAUCUCCAUAACAAGUUAGAAGGAAAGAGAGAGGACCUGAAUCAUCUUAUGAACCGAGUUAUACCAGUUGUCGACAUUUAUAACUUCAAUCCAUGGGAUCUUCCACAAUUCUCAGUUUACCUGUGCCAUAAGGACCCAGAGCAGUGGUUUUUCUUUAUUCCAAGGCAAGAGAGUGAAGCUCGAGGAGGGAGACCAAAGCGGCUAACAACUUCUGGGUACUGGAAAGCUACUGGUUCUCCUGGUUAUGUUUACUCCUUUGACAGUCGCCCUAUCGGCGUAAAGAGAACCAUGGUUUUCUACAAUGGAAGGGCUCCAACCGGGAAAAAAACUGAAUGGAAGAUGAAUGAAUACAAAGCCAUUGAAGGAGAAGCAUCCUCAGCUAAUGGUGCACCUCCCGCUCUAAGACAAGAAUUCAGCUUGUGCCGGGUUUACAAGAAAUCAAAAUGUUUGAGGUCAUUCGAUAGGCGGCCAGCACCAGGAGUAAUAAAGAUAGGGGAGCGAGUCCCUCAGCAUGCUAAUGCUUUCGGGGUAGCAAAAUCUCAUCAGAGCAUUCAAACAGCAGAUGGAAGGACCACAAGCUCACCAGAGAGUUCAUCUUCAGGAGAUAAUCAAGCCAAUCGGCCUACCCAAACUGGGGAAAGCAGUAGCUCAAGAAUGGCAGUCGAUGAUGAAAUUUCCUUCUGGGAUCUUGAAGGGUUCUGGGAUCAAGUUAAUCAGUAAUUGCAGAUGGAGAACUUGAAGAGCUCAAAUCAAGUUUGCAUGGUGCAAUCACAAUCAACAUGAAACUAAAAUAACCCUAUUACACAACAAUAAUAAAUUCUAGCUAUAUAUGUGUUCAAUUUGGUGAAAAUCCGAGCUUUAAUUUGUUUAGUACUAGCUUUUAUCCUUUUUAGUUGUCUUGAUAUAUAGCUAGCUAGCUAUCUAUGUCAUGCAUUCCAAGCUCACAGAAGAGAGAAGGAAUGCACCCUGGAAGUUUCGAGGAUGCAACGAGGUGGAUAAUAGCGAUAUUGCAUGGAAGCUUUGCAUCAUUAAUUACUGUUAACUUUGUACCAGCUAUCUAUAAUACGU
Durio zibethinus is the source of this 1319-nucleotide messenger RNA. Its product is annotated as NAC domain-containing protein 90-like. Gene Ontology annotation, molecular function: DNA binding. The record is from RefSeq and is a predicted model, not a curated record. NCBI's taxonomy places the organism in Eukaryota, Viridiplantae, Streptophyta, Magnoliopsida, Malvales, Malvaceae. Gene Ontology annotation, biological process: regulation of DNA-templated transcription.